AUGACACCCCAGAUCAUGAUGACCUUAUUCAUCCUUCGGCUGUCGUUGCACCACAUAGGCUGCCUAGUCCUACCUUCCUUCCUUUAUCGCCAUCCAAUGGAUGCCAAAACGGCCGAUCCUCAUGAUAUGUCCAAGGAUGUAGCAAUGAAUGAAUUCUCCGGUUACAUUGAACAACGGCCAAUCUCGGAGUCCUAUCUGGACAAGUUGCGCUAUAAACAAAUCUAUGAGAAUGUCUAUGAUACCCACGUCUCCACGACAACUUCUGUGCUAUCCACACUGUCAAUCUCUAUUGGUAAGAGAUCUAAUGUUGCACGGACCAAAUAUAUCUCGAAAGAGCACUGGAAUACACUCAAAUCCACCACCAAAGAUAUCAAGACUGGAAUCUCAUGGUGA
Messenger RNA from Lobosporangium transversale, 393 nucleotides. RefSeq lists its product as hypothetical. The transcript has 2 exons. The coding region runs from base 1 to 393 and encodes 130 amino acids. The record is from RefSeq and is a predicted model, not a curated record. Lineage: Eukaryota; Fungi; Mortierellomycota; Mortierellomycetes; Mortierellales; Mortierellaceae.